AUGACAAAGGGUUUAGUAAGGAUCAGAUUAGCUAGAUUUGGACGUAAAAAUAGUCCAGUCUAUAAUAUUGUAGUCACGCAAGCAUAUAAAGCAAGAGAUAGCAAGCCAAUUGAGGUUUUAGGUACUUAUAAUCCACGUCCGUUUGGUUUACGUGCCAAUAUUAGUCAUAAAAAUAAAAAUAAACUUAAAAAUCAGGAUAUCAAGACAAGUAUAGAGAAUAAUACAUUCCCAUGGAAAGAUAUCAAAUUAGAUUUUGCACGUACAAAAUAUUGGAUUGGUUGUGGUGCUCAACCAAGUGAUACAGUUAUUAGAAUAUUGAAUAAAGCUGGGAUACUAACUAAUGCAUGGGGCAAACAAAAGAUUAACAAUAUAAAUAGUAAUAGAGAAGUUAUAGCCCCUCGUCGAGAAGUUUAUGAAUAA
Messenger RNA from Arxiozyma heterogenica, 420 nucleotides. RefSeq names its product mitochondrial 37S ribosomal protein bS16m MRPS16 (gene MRPS16). Gene Ontology annotation, molecular function: structural constituent of ribosome. The record is from RefSeq and is a predicted model, not a curated record. Lineage: Eukaryota; Fungi; Ascomycota; Saccharomycetes; Saccharomycetales; Saccharomycetaceae. Gene Ontology annotation, biological process: mitochondrial translation. The transcript has a single exon. Bases 1 to 420 code for a protein of 139 amino acids. Gene Ontology annotation, cellular component: ribosome; mitochondrial small ribosomal subunit.